Messenger RNA from Pyricularia pennisetigena, 864 nucleotides. RefSeq lists its product as uncharacterized. Lineage: Eukaryota; Fungi; Ascomycota; Sordariomycetes; Magnaporthales; Pyriculariaceae. The transcript has a single exon. Gene Ontology annotation, cellular component: membrane. Bases 1 to 864 code for a protein of 287 amino acids. The record is from RefSeq and is a predicted model, not a curated record.
AUGUUUGUACCACUCAUCUUCAGCGCCGUGAAGGGCGUCUGGAAAAAGAGCAAGGACAAGAAAAACCCCGGUGCGAAACCCAAAGCCCCCGUCGACAUGCUCGCCAUCCUCGACUGGGUAAUCUACGGCCUCCCCUUUCUCGUCGUCCUCUUCUCCGUCCUCGUGUUUGCCGGCUGCCUCGGCACCUCCCCCGGCAUCCCGAACCUGCACCUCAUCUCGCUGACCGAGGGCGACCUGAGCAUCCGCGUAGGUUACUUCGGCAUGUGCUUCGCGCGCACCAACGCCACCGUCGGGGAGGCCUGCGCCUCGACCGUGGGCCAGACGCCCGACGAGAUGGCGUCGCGCGUACUCAAGGCCCCUUACCCCGCCGGCGCGCCGUCCCUGAUCGCCACGGCCAGGGACCUGCAGCGCGACAUCCUGGCGCCGCUGUUCCCGGCCGUGGGCGUGGCGUUCAUGGCCGCGCUCGGCGUGCUGGGCGGACUGUGGCGGCUGCGCCGCGCCGGCAGGACGUCCGAGCCGACCUACUGGCGGCUGCGCCGCGCGGCCCUGGCGCUGCUGUUUGCGGCCGUCGCGCUCGCCCUCAUGUCGGCCCUGGCCACCACCCAGACCGUCGCCGCCGUCAGGUGGGGCGUGACCGAGGCGCAAGGCCCCGCGAGCGGCGUGUCCAGGACCGCCGCGCGUGGGCAGGCCGUCGAGGCUCUGCAGUGGGUCACCGCCGUGUUCAUGGCCGUCUUUGCCGUGCGCCUGGCCGCCGUGUAUCGCAACCCGACCUCGGCUGGCAUUGCCAUCCAGGACGUCGAGAUGGGUCCGAGGGAGGACUACCACGGUCAGAGGAACCGUGCGUCUUCCAUGUACUCGAGGUGA